This is a messenger RNA of Hyposmocoma kahamanoa, 2010 nucleotides long. It is a transcript of the gene Cul1, whose product is annotated as cullin-1. Lineage: Eukaryota; Metazoa; Arthropoda; Insecta; Lepidoptera; Cosmopterigidae. Gene Ontology annotation, cellular component: SCF ubiquitin ligase complex. The record is from RefSeq and is a predicted model, not a curated record. Gene Ontology annotation, molecular function: ubiquitin protein ligase binding. Gene Ontology annotation, biological process: SCF-dependent proteasomal ubiquitin-dependent protein catabolic process; protein ubiquitination. The transcript has 15 exons. The coding region runs from base 178 to 2010 and encodes 610 amino acids.
GAAAUUUAAAAUACAUAAAACCGCCAGUUCGUCUGUGAUCUCCGUGUCUACAUAAUACAUAACCAAUUAUACAUAACAUUAACAUAGUGUAAUAUAAAAUAAAAUUGCUUUUUUUGUACGUUGAUGGGUUAUAUUGUUUAGUGAUAUUUAUUUUAUAUUUAUGAACUCGAUCUCAAUAUGAGCUCCAGUUGCAAGCCGACGCCUCCGUUGAAGCAAAUUGACUUGGAUCAGAUAUGGGGCGAUCUACGAGAAGGAAUCGAGAAGGUGUACAAGAGAGAGCACAUAGUGAAGAAGAGAUAUAUACAUCUGUAUACUCACGUAUACAAUUAUUGCACGUCGGUACACCAGCAGAGUAACAGCGGCCCUAUCCGGCCCGCACCCACCAACGGCGGCAGGAACACCUAUGGCGGCAAGAAACCGAGCGGUCAGGUGCAAGGCGGCGCACAACUGGUCGGCCUGGAGCUUUAUAAAAGACUUAGGGAGUUCCUCAGGGUCUACCUCAUCAACUUGCUUAAGAAUGGCGCCGAUCUUAUGGGCGAGGACGUUUUAGCGUUCUACACGAAGCAAUGGGAAGAGUACCAGUUCUCAUCACGGGUGCUCAACGGAGUGUGCUCUUACCUUAACAGGCACUGGGUCAAGCGCGAGUGCGAAGAAGGGCGUAAGGGAAUUUAUGAGAUCUACCAAUUGGCGUUGGUGACAUGGCGUGACAAUCUGUUCAAAUGCUUGAACAAGCAAGUCACCAAUGCUGUGCUCAAGUUGAUCGAAAGGGAGCGGAACGGGGAGACCAUUAACACACGUCUUGUGUCGGGGGUAAUUGACUGCUACGUAGCCCUAGGCCUGAACGAGGAAGACCCGAGUGCCCGAGGCCAGAAUCUCGCCGUCUACAAAGACACUUUCGAGGCUGUCUUCCUCGAAGACACGGAAAGAUUCUACACAAGAGAGAGCACUGACUUUUUGAGGAAUAAUCCUGUCACCGAAUACAUGAUCAAGGCCGAGCAACGGUUACAAGAAGAAAAUCGUCGCGUACAAGUGUACCUGCACGAGACGACAAUGGAGCGUUUGGCAAAGACCUGCGACCGUGUAUUGAUCGAGAAACAUCUGGAGAUCUUCCACGCUGAGUUCCAAAAACUUCUUGACAGCGAGAAGAAUGCCGAUCUUGGUCGCAUGUACAGCCUCGUAGCGCGCAUUCCAGACGGACUGUGCGAGCUCCGGCGGCUUUUAGAGCACCACAUCCACGCACAGGGCCUGCAGGCCAUUGACAAGUGCGGGGACAGCGCUCAUACUGAUCCAAAGGUGUAUGUUUCGACAAUCCUGGAGGUGCACAAGAAAUAUAACGCGCUGGUAAUGGUAGCUUUCAACAACGACUCUGGCUUUGUUGCUGCAUUGGACAAGGCCUGCGGAAGAUUCAUUAACAGCAAUGCGGUGACAAAAGCGGCAAACUCAUCAUCCAAGAGUCCGGAGCUGUUGGCUAAGUACUGCGACCUGCUGCUCAAGAAGUCCAGCAAGAACCCCGAGGAGGCUGAGCUUGAAGACACUCUCAACCAAGUGAUGGUGGUAUUCAAAUACAUCGAGGACAAGGAUGUGUUCCAGAAGUUUUAUUCGAAGAUGCUUGCCAAACGGCUGGUGCAGCACAUGUCCGCUAGUGAUGACGCCGAGGCCUCCAUGAUCUCAAAACUUAAACAAGCAUGUGGAUUCGAAUACACCAGCAAACUUCAAAGGAUGUUCCAGGACAUUGGCGUAUCCAAAGACCUGAACGAGAACUUCCGCAAGCACAUGUCGAAUAGCUCCGAACAGCCUCUUCAUAUCGACUUCAGCAUCCAGGUGUUAUCAUCAGGCUCUUGGCCUUUCCAGCAGUCCUCCAGCUUCCAGCUGCCUACAGAGUUGGAACGAUCAGUACACCGGUUCACGGCAUUCUACUCGUCGCAGCACUCCGGCCGCAAACUUAAUUGGCUUUACAACAUGAGCAAAGGGGAACUUGUCACCAACUGCUUCAAAAACAGGUACUUUUAA